Molecule: messenger RNA, 1014 nt
Organism: Mya arenaria
Lineage: Eukaryota; Metazoa; Mollusca; Bivalvia; Myida; Myidae
Product: MICOS complex subunit MIC27-like
Exons: 7
Coding region: 132-689 (185 amino acids)
Biological process (GO): cristae formation
Cellular component (GO): MICOS complex
Source: RefSeq, a predicted model, not a curated record
AAAACAACGGGCUUUAUCAAAAUUCAUUGGGUCUGGACGCUUGUGCAAUAUUUAAAGCGUCUUGUUACAGAGAUUGAAAUUUGACAUUUCCUUCAUUUUUUCGCCGAAUAGCGUUAUCUUUCAUGUAAAAAAUGCAUAUUUUGACAAAAGUUGGCAUCGUUAGUGCAGUAGCUGUCCCAUUUGGUGCUGCCACGUAUGUGUCCUACACAAGACCAGUGCCUGUACAAAGCAGAAAAAUAAAAAUAUCAGAGCUUCCCAUCUAUGAAGUGCCAGAGACUGCCAGGGUGACACUGAUACCGGAGGAGAUAGGUACAGUUCGAGGAGGAAUCUCUGCGGUCCGGCAGUCUGUGUGGGGAUGGCUUGAUACACAGAGGGAUACAACAGAAAUGCUCAGAGAAAAACUUGAAAUUGGAAAGGCUCACACAGAAGCUACCAUAUCAACCAUCCGGGCAGAUGAAGGCGUGAAUGUUCCAAAAAUAUCUGUAAUUGGAGCCUCUGGUCUUGUGGGCAUAGUUUUAGGCUACAGAGGAUCAAUCUUCAAGAAGACGGGCUACAGUUUGUUUCUGAUGUUGGCAACAGCAGCCCUGUGUUAUCCCACAGAUGCAGUGGACAUGUCAAAACAAGGCUUUAACAAAGUGAAAACAGCAAUUAAAGACCAAUUUAGUUCAAAAGACGAUGGCAAAGAUUAAUGCAGGAUUGAAAAACGUUGCGAGAUGGAUGCCAUUUAAUUAUACACCAAGAGACGUAGAAUAUUUUUAUGUUUAAGUCUAAAUAUAAUUUGACAUUAAAAGUGUGCUUUGCGGGACAAGACAAUAGCCAUUUACCACUAAAUACCCCCUUGGUUGUGUAUCAGGUGAAAAUCAGUGAAAUACUUUUGCAAAGGAAUGGUUUUGAAAAAGUAAUUACCAAAUUAAAGGAAAAAUCAGGAAUGUCAGAAAAGUUUGGUUCAAGAUCAGUACUGUACUUUAGCGUUUGUCAUGUUGUUAAUGUUUAAGAAAUAAAAUUGGAAAGGAA